AUGAGUAGAAUCAGGAUAUACUGUUAUAUUACUGUCACUAGUUUCAGUCCUACAGUUAAAUUAGAACUUCACAUAUGUGAGAAAAUUGCUCAAUAUGGUGAAUGUUCGACAAAUAGUGCAUGUGGUUGUUUUCAUAGGAUAGGUACAAAUGAGGGCACAGACAUUUGUGGUUUUCUCUGGCCAACAUGUUCUCAACUUGUACCAUGUAACUCUUCAGACAAUUCAUGUACUCAAUCGAAUACGAUUUAUGUUCCACAUCAUCAAUGUUAUCCAAUUGCAAUGAUUGAUCAAAAAAUGUGUCCACCAAUGAUAAUUUCUAAUACCUGUGGAAAUAAUGGGGAAUGUAUUGGUCCUGUUACUCCAGCUCCAAUAUCAAAUUUACCGGCCAUACUUGUUCCUACAUGUACCAUUGGUGGGACAUUUCUCCUAUGUUUUUGUCUGCCUGUUGCUUGUUGUAUUUUCAUUAAACGACAUCCACGGUUUUCUACUGUUAUUAGGAGGAAUCAAAGAGUAGUAUAUCCAAAUGGACAACAAUCUAGAGGAGAAUCAACAGUACUUUUUGAUGUUCAAUCUAAUUAUAAUUCCAAUACUUCAACUCCAUUUUUACCAAAUUCUGAUAGACCUGAAGCACCACAACCACCACCACCUUAUGAAUUUGCAAAUCCUAUUUCUGUCUUCCAUUGUCCAUCAGAACCGCCACCACCACCAUAUGAAAUAGCAACGAUUGAACAGACGAUAAUAUAA
Molecule: messenger RNA, 744 nt
Organism: Adineta steineri
Lineage: Eukaryota; Metazoa; Rotifera; Eurotatoria; Adinetida; Adinetidae
Source: the annotation of a GenBank genome assembly